Molecule: messenger RNA, 228 nt
Organism: Symbiodinium natans
Lineage: Eukaryota; Dinophyceae; Suessiales; Symbiodiniaceae
Source: the annotation of a GenBank genome assembly
AUGUGCUUCAUGUGCGAGCAUCAGUGGGACGCGACCAGCGGAGUUGUUGAAGCGGACACGGAGCUACCAGAAGGAGAGGAGGUUGCGGAGGUCUCCGUCGCAGGGGUUCGGGUCAAGAGGUGCCCCAAGUGCCGCGAGUACAUCGAGAAGAACGGCGGCUGCGAUCACAUGACCUGCCGCUGUGGCCACCAGUUCUCGUGGUCAACGCUGAAGCCCUGGCCCCCCUAA